Molecule: messenger RNA, 2630 nt
Organism: Cucumis melo (muskmelon)
Lineage: Eukaryota; Viridiplantae; Streptophyta; Magnoliopsida; Cucurbitales; Cucurbitaceae
Product: zinc finger CCCH domain-containing protein 66
Exons: 2
Coding region: 305-2383 (692 amino acids)
Molecular function (GO): metal ion binding; protein binding
Source: RefSeq, a predicted model, not a curated record
AAAAGAAAAAAGAAAAAAGAAAAAAGAAAAAAAAAAAAAAAAGAAAGAAAAAGUUUGAAAGAGGACGGUGGCGAAGACCAAAGAGCUUUGGCUUAUGCAUAGAGAAGUAGUUCGGUCUUUUUGACUCCAACCUAAUAAAGGCGAGAGAGCUAAGGAAGAAAAGUCCUACUUUCUUUCUAUCGCUUUACUCUCCGUAGCUAAAAAUCUAGCCCUGUUUCACCUUCUCUUUCGAUCUCCCAAUUCCCGCUCUCUCAUCUUUUUUCUUUCUCACGAGCAAUUUGGAGGUCUUAGGACGGAUUAGAUUAUGAUGUGUAAUGGUUGCAAUAGGAAAUCUGCAAGCCCUAACUUCGCGAUGGACGGUGGAUUUAAACGAGGGGGAUUGGGAUUUUGUAUCUCUGUUUUGCUUGAAUUUUCAGCUACAGAUGAUUUGAUUGGAUUUAGGAGUGCUGUUGAGGAAGAUGGUCAUGAUAUUGAUGAGGCAAGUUUGUGGUAUGGGAGGAUUUUUGGUUCUAAAAAGAUGGGGUAUGAAGAAAGGACUCCUCUUAUGGUUGCAGCCAUGUUUGGGAGCCUGAAUGUUCUGUCUUAUAUCCUUCACAGUGGUCGUGUCGAUGUUAAUAGAGCUUGUGGUUCAGAUGGCGUAACGACUCUCCAUUGUGCUGUUGCUGGUGGUUCUGCUGUCGUGGAUCAGGUCGUCAAACUCUUGCUUGAUGCUUCAGCUGAUGUGAGUGCUGUCGAUGCAAACGGUAACCGGCCUGGUGAUUUGAUUGCUCCUGAUUUUACUUCAGCCUUUCAUUCAAGGAAAAAAACAUUACAACAAUUGCUAAAUGGUCAUGAAGAAGGUCUUAGUUCAUCUGAGGCAAUAUUUUACGAGAGAGAAACAUUGGAGCCACUGGAGCUUUCAACCCUUCGAGCUUCUCGAGAUGGGACGGAGAAGAAAGAGUAUCCAGUCGAUCUCUCACUUCCGGACAUCAAGAACGGAAUCUAUAGCACGGAUGAGUUCAGAAUGUAUACUUUUAAGAUCAAACCUUGUACAAGAGCUUACUCUCAUGAUUGGACAGAGUGUCCUUUUGUUCACCCUGGCGAAAAUGCAAGGAGGCGGGAUCCGAGAAAAUAUCAUUACAGCUGCGUCCCAUGUCCGGAAUUCAGAAAAGGAACAUGUAGGCAAGGGGAUGCCUGUGAAUAUGCUCAUGGAAUAUUUGAAUGUUGGCUCCAUCCUGCUCAAUAUCGUACCCGUCUUUGUAAGGAUGAAACUGGAUGUACCAGAAAAGUCUGUUUCUUUGCUCACAAGCCAGAAGAGCUCCGCCCCUUGUAUGCUUCAACCGGUUCUGCUGUACUGUCUCCAAGAUCAAUAUGUGGUUCUUCACUAGACAUCGCUUCGAUCAGUCCACUUACCCUUGGUUCUCCUUCAGCUUUGAUACCUCCUUCGUCAACCCCACCUUUAACUCCUUCUGGAGUUUCUUCUCCAAUGGGUGGAACCGUGUGGCAGACUCAGUGUAAUAUUGCUCCCCCAACCUUGCACCUUCCAGGUAGCAGGCUAAAGGCUUCCUUGAGCGCAAGAGACGUGGAUUUAGAUGUCGAGUUACUUGGUCUCGAAAGUCAACGCCGUAGACAACAACAGCUAAUGGAUGAGAUGUCCUGUCUACCUUCCCCUUCCAGAUGGAACAAUGGCAUACCAACUCCUGCAUCUUUUCCUUCCCCAAGGAGUAGAAAUGGAGAACUGAAUGGUCUUGGAGGCAUGAAGCCAACUAAACUCGAGGACAUUUUCGGGUCUGUAGAUCCUGCAAUUUUGCCUCAAUUACAAGGACUUUCAUUGGAUUCUGUGGGAUCUCAGGUACAAUCCCCUUCUGGAAUCCAGAUGCGCCAAAGCCUGAAUCAGUCUUUCCUCUCAAGCUAUGGUAACAGCAUUGGAUCCCCUCCUCCAAGGUUGUCUCAACCAUCCGUGUCUACUGCAGCCAGUGUUCUGAGUUCUAGAGCUGCUGCUUUUGCCAAGCGUAGCCAGAGCUUUAUCGAACGUAGUAUGGUGAGCCGCCACACGGGACUAUCACCCCCAGCUACAUCCACAACUACCAUGCCUUUGAACCUGUCUGAUUGGGGUUCGCCCGACGGAAAACUAGACUGGGGAAUUCGUGGAGAAGAACUCAACAAGUUAAGGAAGUCUGCAUCAUUUGGGUUUCGAAACAAUUGCACCAGUUCUCCAGUGACGUCCACGAUGCACACUACCGCUCCCGAGCCAGAUGUGUCCUGGGUUCAGUCCCUGGUGAAGGAUGCUCCAUCCGAAAACGCUGUGCAGUUGAGUAUGGACGAGCAGCAGCAGCUACUUUGUCAUAUCAAUAAUGGCGAUUCGAAGCAAAUGUACAUGGAACAGGAGCAGUUGGUUGCUUGAGCUUUGGAGUUUAGCCUCAUUUUUUUUCUUGCUUCAAAUUAACGGGUUACUGAUAUUAUAUAUAUUUAUAUAUUUUUUAAAAAUUGCUCAUUGAUAUUCAUCCUAAUUAGUUAGGGGAGACUUUCCCAAACUUAAAAGAAUAUUGUAUCCAGAGUAUUAUUAAUCAAAUUUGGGCAGAAGAAAUGUUUCUGCCCAUUCCAUAACUAGUUACUUUUCAUUUGAAUAAUAACAUAUUUUAUAUUCAACA